GUUUCCGCGCAGCGCAAACCAAGCAGAAGCCCAACCGACCGGAGCUCGCGGCGCUGCAAGGGCGCUCGGCGACUGCGGCUGCACAGGUGGCAGAUCUGUCUGCAAGGCUCUACACUCUGGGCCGCGACAUGUGCGAUGCGGAGACGGACUCCAGCGAGCAGGUUUUGCAGGCAGAGGCCGAUCUCUUUGAGCUGUGUCGGCAAACCGAGGAUGCCGGGGUGGAGCAGAGGCAAGCCACCGAGUCGGCUGCACAGCUUCGAAAG
Symbiodinium necroappetens is the source of this 263-nucleotide messenger RNA. NCBI's taxonomy places the organism in Eukaryota, Dinophyceae, Suessiales, Symbiodiniaceae. The record is from the annotation of a GenBank genome assembly.